Molecule: messenger RNA, 502 nt
Organism: Staurois parvus
Lineage: Eukaryota; Metazoa; Chordata; Amphibia; Anura; Ranidae
Source: the annotation of a GenBank genome assembly
UGGGAAGAAUGUCCCUUACAUUGGGGGUCAGUGGGAAGAAUGUCCCUGACAUUGGGGGGUCAGUGGGAAGAAUGUCCCUUACAUUGGGGGUCAGUGGGAAGAAUGUCCCUUACAUUGGUGAUCAGUGGGAAGAAUGUCCUUACAUUGGGGGUCAGUGGGAAGAAUGUCCCUUACAUUGGGGGUCAGUGGGAAGAAUGUCCAUUACAUUGGUGAUCAGUGGGAAGAAUGUCCCUUACAUUGGGGGUCAGUGGGAAGAAUGUCCCUUACAUUGGGGGUCAGUGGGAAGAAUGUCCCUUACAUUGGGGGUCAGUGGGAAGAAUGUCUCUUACAUUGGUGGUCAGUGGGAAGAAUGUCUCUUACAUUGGUGAUCAGUGGGAAGAAUGUCCCUUACAUUGGGGGUCAGUGGGAAGAAUGUCCCUUACAUUGGGGGUCAGUGGGAAGAAUGUCCAUUACAUUGGUGAUCAGUGGGAAGAAUGUCCCUUACAUUGGGGGUCAGUGGGAA